UGGGCCCGGGCCAUUACUUCAUUUGAGGAGGUUGGGGUCGUAGGGGUAUUUCGGGAAAACUGUAUAUGUAUUGGCCUAAGCCACGUGCUAACCCUUUUUCCCAAAUUGAACCGAACGUCGAUGUCUUCAAACUGAACGUCAACCCCCAGCUUCUUCCUCAUAAUUGUUUAACUCCUCUUCCAGUUUUCUUUGUCCCUUCCAGCCUUCUCUCUUCCUACUCAAUUUAUGUGCUUGGUUGUAUAGUUAUAAGGCCUUGGUGCAACUCUAAAUGUGGCUAAACUAACAAAAGGAUCAAGUGUGGCCAUAUUUGGACUUGGAGCUGUGUUGCCGCAGAAGGAGCAAGAAUUGUUGGUGCUUCAAGGAUAAUUGGUGUUGAUUUAAUUCCUAGCAGAUUUGAUUUAGUAUUGAUAGCUUUAGGUGAGCAAAAUGACCUUUAAGCAAGUCAAAGUUCAAAUCCUUGACUCUACAUCAGCUGAUCAGCUAGUGGGCAACUUUUUGGUUCUUCAUGAAGAUGAGUUAGGGUUAAAAUGUGUUUGAAUAAUUCAGAUAAGCGUGGAUUUGACCACACCUAGGGUGAGCUAUGUCCAAAGAGUUACGGUUGUGAAGAAGUUACCAGGGGAUAUCUCUUUCUUAUCUACUUCUGCCAUUCCCCUUAGUUGCACGCAUGUACAAUUACUUGCAUCUUUCUCUUGGUGCAGUAAAGAAUCCUUUUCGAUGUUUCACAGAUUAGGGUAGAUAUGGAGACUUCAGAGAUGGAACCGGUUCAGAUUAACAAUGCACCGAGGAGACCUCGCAUUCUGCUUGCAGCAAGUGGAAGUGUGGCUGCUAUCAAGUUUGCCAGUCUAUGCCGUUCCUUUACUGAUUGGGCUGAAGUUAAAGCGGUUGCUACAAAAGCUUCUCUUCAUUUCAUAGACAAAGCUUCACUUCCGGAAGAUGUCAUUCUUUAUACUGAUGAGGAUGAAUGGUCAACUUGGACGAAGAUAGGUGACAGUGUGCUACACAUCGAGCUCCGGAGGUGGGCUGAUAUUAUGAUUAUUGCCCCUUUGUCAGCAAAUACACUUGGGAAGAUUGCUGGUGGACUAUGUGAUAACUUGUUAACCUGCAUCGUACGAGCAUGGGACUACGAUAAACCCCUUUUCGUGGCACCAGCAAUGAAUACAUUGAUGUGGAAUAAUCCAUUCACAGAAAAGCACCUUAUGGCAAUUGAUGAGCUUGGGAUCUCUCUCAUACCACCAGUAUCAAAGAGACUAGCCUGUGGAGAUUACGGGAAUGGAGCAAUGGCUGAACCGUCUCUGAUCUUCCAAGCUGUAAGACUCUAUUAUGACGCACAAUUACGAUCAGGUGGCAGCAACGUGGCGUGAUCCACAGGUCAUGAAAUUUCAUUCAUCGGUUUGUACAAGUGAUAGAAGUUGUUGAAAUUCAGGACCAGGAGCCCAGCUGUGUUAUUUUUCUCCUAAAUUCUUCACCUCCCUAGUAUCUUUCUUGUGUCCUAGAGCUACUUUCAAUCAAGGUUCAUGUUCAUUUUAGUCGAUAAAAUGAGAAUAUCACGUAACUGCUGUUACUAAUGGAUGUGAUCAUGAUCAUGAACAUGAAAAAACAAAUGUGUGUAAUGGGGAAAAUUGAUGCAGCUGUUAUUUGGCUAUA
Molecule: messenger RNA, 1644 nt
Organism: Nicotiana tabacum (common tobacco)
Lineage: Eukaryota; Viridiplantae; Streptophyta; Magnoliopsida; Solanales; Solanaceae
Product: phosphopantothenoylcysteine decarboxylase HAL3
Biological process (GO): coenzyme A biosynthetic process
Cellular component (GO): phosphopantothenoylcysteine decarboxylase complex
Molecular function (GO): phosphopantothenoylcysteine decarboxylase activity; FMN binding
Source: RefSeq, a predicted model, not a curated record